Messenger RNA from Echinops telfairi (small Madagascar hedgehog), 5854 nucleotides. RefSeq names its product SMG7 nonsense mediated mRNA decay factor (gene SMG7). The transcript has 24 exons. Gene Ontology annotation, biological process: nuclear-transcribed mRNA catabolic process, nonsense-mediated decay. Lineage: Eukaryota; Metazoa; Chordata; Mammalia; Afrosoricida; Tenrecidae. Gene Ontology annotation, cellular component: telomerase holoenzyme complex. The record is from RefSeq and is a predicted model, not a curated record. The coding region runs from base 105 to 3653 and encodes 1182 amino acids. Gene Ontology annotation, molecular function: protein binding; telomerase RNA binding; telomeric repeat DNA binding.
AGACCCACGGACGCUUCGCGGGAGGACGCGGCGGCGGAGGAUGAGCCUGCAGAGCGCUCAGUACCUCCGAAUGUCUUAAACCAUUCUACCUUGUGAGGAAUUGGAUGUUCUUGCAGAUAGUCAUUGUGGGAGAAAACAUUUCAUUUAAGUCCCAGAUGAGGACCGGAAACUUGAAAUCAGAGGAGCAUCUGAAAUCAAGUAAUAUUAGGCAGGCAGAAGUCCUGAAGGCUGACAUGACAGAUUCUAAGCUAGGUCCAGCAGAGGUCUGGACAUCCCGGCAGGCUCUGCAGGACCUGUACCAGAAAAUGCUGGUUACUGAUUUGGAAUAUGCUUUAGACAAGAAAGUAGAACAGGAUCUCUGGAACCAUGCCUUUAAGAAUCAGAUCACAACACUACAAGGCCAGGCGAAGAAUCGAGCAAACCCGAAUCGAAGUGAAGUUCAGGCAAACCUUUCUCUGUUCCUAGAGGCAGCUAGUGGCUUCUAUACUCAGUUAUUACAAGAGCUGUGUACAGUGUUUAAUGUAGAUUUACCAUGCCGUGUGAAGUCUUCCCAAUUGGGAAUUAUCAGCAAUAAACAGACGCAUACCAGCGCAAUAGUGAAGCCACAGUCCAGCUCCUGUUCCUAUAUCUGCCAGCACUGCCUCGUGCACCUCGGCGACAUUGCUCGAUACAGAAACCAGACCAGCCAGGCAGAGUCCUACUAUAGGCAUGCAGCUCAGCUUGUCCCCUCCAAUGGUCAGCCGUACAAUCAGUUGGCUAUUUUAGCUUCUUCCAAAGGAGACCAUUUGACCACCAUCUUCUACUACUGCAGAAGUAUUGCUGUGAAGUUCCCUUUCCCAGCUGCCUCCACUAAUCUCCAAAAAGCACUUUCUAAAGCACUGGAAAGCCGGGAUGAGGUGAAAACCAAAUGGGGUGUUUCUGACUUCAUCAAGGCCUUUAUUAAGUUCCACGGUCAUGUGUACCUGAGUAAGAGCUUGGAAAAGUUGAGCCCACUUCGAGAGAAAUUGGAAGAACAGUUCAAGAGACUACUGUUCCAAAAAGCUUUCAACUCUCAGCAGUUAGUUCACGUCACUGUCAUUAACCUGUUUCAACUUCAUCACCUUCGUGACGUUAGCAAUGAAACAGAGCAACAUAUUUACAGCCAAGAUGAGCAGCUGUGUUGGACACAGUUGCUGGCCCUCUUCAUGUCUUUCCUUGGCAUCCUGUGCAAGUGCCCUCUGCAGAAGGAAUCUCAGGAGGAGUCCUAUGUUGCCUACCCCCUUCCUGCAGUCAAAGUCUCCAUGGACUGGCUAAGGCUCAGACCCAGGGUCUUUCAGGAGGCAGUGGUGGAUGAAAAGCAGUACAUUUGGCCCUGGCUAAUUUCUCUGCUAAAUAGUUUCCAUCCCCAUGAAGAGGAUCUGUCAAGCACUAAUGCUACCCCACUUCCAGAAGAGUUUGAGUUGCAAGGAUUCUUGGCUCUGAGACCUUCUUUCAGGAACUUAGAUUUUUCCAAAGGCCACCAAGGUAUUACAGGAGACAAAGAGGGCCAGCAACGGCGAAUACGGCAGCAACGCUUGAUCUCUAUAGGCAAAUGGAUUGCUGAUAAUCAGCCAAGGCUGAUUCAGUGUGAAAAUGAGGUAGGAAAAUUGUUGUUUAUCACAGAAAUCCCAGAGUUAAUACUGGAAGAACCCAGCGAAGCCAAAGAGAACCUCAUUCUGCAAGAAACAUCUAUAAUAGAGUCACUGUCUGCUGACGGGAGCCCAGGACUGAAAUCAGUGCUGUCCACAGGCCGGAACCUAAGCAACAACUGUGAUGCAGGAGAGAAACCAAUGGUCACCUUCAAAGAGAACAUUAAGCCACGAGAAGUGAACAGAGACCAAGGAAGAAGUUUUCCUCCCAAAGAGGUGAAAUCUCAGACAGAAUUAAGAAAGACUCCAGUGUCAGAAGCCAGGAAAACGCCUGUAACUCAAAGCCCAAGUCAAGCGAGCAGCUCCCAGUUCAUCCCCAUUCAUCACCCGGGAGCCUUCCCUCCUCUGCCCAGCCGGCCAGGGUUCCCGCCCCCAACAUAUGUUAUCCCCCCUCCUGUGGCAUUUUCUAUGGGCUCAGGUUAUACCUUCCCAGCUGGUGUUUCUGUCCCAGGAACCUUCCUUCAGCCUACAGCUCACUCUCCAGCAGGAAACCAGGUGCAAGCUGGGAAACAGUCCCACAUUCCUUACAGCCAGCAACGGCCCUCUGGACCAGGGCCAAUGAACCAGGGACCUCAACAAUCACAGCCACCUUCCCAGCAGCCCCUCACAUCGUUACCACCUCAGCCAACAGCACAGCCUACAAGCCAGUUGCAGGUUCAAGCUCUAGCUCAGCAGCAACAAUCCCCUACAAAAGCUGUGCCGGCUCUGGGGAAAAGCCCUCCUCACCACUCUGGAUUCCAGCAGUAUCAGCCGGCAGAUGCCUCCAAACAACUGUGGAAUCCCCCUCAGGUUCAAGGCCCAUUAGGGAAAAUCAUGCCUGUGAAACAGCCCUACUACCUUCAGACCCAAGACCCCAUCAAACUGUUUGAGCCGUCAUUGCAACCUCCUGUGAUGCAGCAGCAGCCUCUAGAGAAAAAAAUGAAGCCUUUUCCCAUGGAGCCAUACAACCAUAAUCCCUCAGAAGUCAAGGUCCCAGAAUUCUACUGGGAUUCUUCCUACAACAUGGCUGAUAACAGAGUUGUAAUGGCACCGCAAGUAAAUAUGGACCGCAGGGGCAAGCGGACACCAGGCGUCUUCCGUCCUGAACAGGAUCCUGUGCCCAGAAUGCCAUUUGAGGACCCCAAGAGCUCCCCUCUGCUCCCUCCGGACCUGUUAAAGAGUUUGGCCGCCCUGGAGGAAGAGGAAGAGCUGAUUUUCUCUAACCCUCCUGAGCUUUACCCAGCUCUGCUGGGGCCUCUGGCCUCUCUUCCUGGACGGAAUCUCUUUAAAUCCUUACUGGAGAAGCCCUCGGAGCUCAUGUCCCAUUCCCCCUCUUUCCUGUCCCUCACCGGAUUCUCUCUCAAUCAGGAAAGAUACCCGAAUAACAGUGUGUUCAAUGAAGUCUAUGGGAAAAGCCUGACCACCAGCUCCAAAGCAGAACUCCCCGCCUCAAUGGCCCCCCAGGAAACAUCCCUGUACUCUCUGUUUGAAGGGACCCCGUGGUCUCCAUCACUUCCUGCCAGUUCAGAUCAUUCGACACCAGCCAGCCAGUCUCCUCAUUCAUCCAACCCUAGCAGCUUGCCAAGCUCUCCACCCACGCACAACCAUAACUCGGUCCCAUUCUCCAACUUUGGACCCAUUGGGACUCCAGAUAACAGGGAUAGGAGGGUUACAGAUCGGUGGAAAACAGAUAAGCCAGCCAUGGGUGGGUUUGGCAUUGACUAUCUCUCCACAACAUCGUCUUCUGAGAGCAGCUGGCAUCCAGCCAGCACUCCAAGUGGCACCUGGGCAGGCCAUGGCUCCUCCAUGGAGGAUUCCUCCGCUGUCCUCAUGGAAAGUCUCAAGACAACCACGCAUUUGACCUCUGCUGACAAGAUCGGGGCUGUUUUUCAGUCUAUCUGGUCCAGUUCCAUGAUGCAUCCUGGACCUUCCGCUCUGGAGCAGCUGCUAAUGCAGCAGAAGCAGAAACAGCAGCGGGGACAAGGCACCAUGAACCCACCACACUGAGACCAGAGUGGCAACCCUGGCAAUGAAGGCUCCAUAAACCAUGGCAUGUUGGGCUUGCAGGACUGGCCCACACAGUCCCCUGCAGGUGGCAGCCCUCUUUUCUGUUCCUUGCUGUCAAGAGGGUGUAAGUGUCCCACCAGCCCGCUGAGUGUGCACGAAAUGUCCGCAGUGCAACAAAAAGAAAACCCAUCAGGAACUCUCCUUCCCCCCGGGGUCCUCCGGAGGGAGAGAGGAGCUGCUGUUUGUCUCACUCAGUGUCCUGAGUUUGUCUCACCUUCUCCAUCGUGCAUGUCCCCAGCCACAUGGGAGGUGAAAGCUGGGAAGGAAAGGCAGAUGGGAGAAGCCGACGGGAACGUCUCAGUCCUUUUCCCUCUUGGGGGAAUAAAAUAGGAAUCCAUGAUUGCUUUGCUGACUGAGAAUGUAGUUGAAAUUACUCCUGAACAUCUUUUAUUAUUGUUCUGACUCUGGGUAGUAAACUGUCACACUGAACCCUUCCGCACACCGGUGUGCUAGUCAGUGUGCUGUAGCAAGGAGAGCCCCGUGAACUGCCCCGGAGAGAGGGUGGUGGGGACGGGAAGAAUCCGAGCUCUCCGGCCAGUGGGAGUGUUCCAUAAAGGGGAGAGCACGGCCUCCCUUUCACUCAGAAGGUUCGGGAAGGCCCUCCCUGGCCUGGAGGCCCAGCAGGGAAUGCCCUUCACUAGGUGCUCGAGCCCCAGGCGAGGUGCAGUGUAGGGGGGGUGCUGGGCUGGCUGAGCAGGUGACCGGCUGCUCCAGGGUUCAAAUGAACGCCUCUGAUUCCUGUCCAUUUGAUGGUAGCACAGCCAGCGGUCUGACAGAAGGCAGGCGCAUCUGUCCAGUCCACGGCCUGACGGAUCUCUUAGGUAGAAGCUUUCAGUGUGGUUUUUUUCUGUUUGGUUGUUUUUUGUGCCCACACCUUACUUCCCACCCACCUCUUCCUGCCCCUACCUCCAUUGUUUUGUUUUUGCCCUAUGCUGUAUGCUAGUCAUUGUUUCUGUUCCUAUUGUGUACAACAUCUCACCAAGAAGCCACAGCGUCGGGGCCCAAAGGACAGUGUGAAGAAAGAAGUCGGCGGCAGUGGCAUCGGGGUGCCCACAGAGGGGCCAGGCCUGCCCGGCUCCGGCCUCCCCCACCCCGUGUUAGAGUGACACUCGCAGCGGCACCGUGGACACCGGCUCGUGCUGCACGGAAGACAACACAACCAAGCCCAUUUUGGAAAAGGCGAGCGAAAGGACAAUAGACUUUAUUUGAUAUUUAUUAGGAGGAAAGCGGACUGGUUUUCUCGUGUAGAAACAGAAGGACAGCAUGUCUGUUAGUCAUUUCCUGGAGGAGUAACGUGUUCAGGGGAAUUAUGGAAGCAACCUCGGUGUCCGGGUACUGUGCUGGCAGUAGGGGCCCUUUCCUGGGAGGCGUCUCCUGUGCCUGUGUGUGAAGCAGGAGCUGCCGAGGAGGAAGAGGAGGAGGGAGGGGUGGGCAUCCGAGCUGGAAGACGGCUGCAGACAGAGCACAGCACAGCCCGGAGCCCUGCCCAGCGCUGGGGCCCGGCAACCCCAGCAGUGAGCAGGGGAGGGAUGAAUGGGAGUUGCUCUUCAGAGAGUGGUUGGAGCCCCUCACCCCCAGCCCCACCCCAUAUGCUGACAUUAAUGCUCUUUAGUUUGACAUGGUGUUCGGGGAUUUUUGGUUUGGUUUUAUUUGUUUCUGAAAGGGCGGGGACCCCCCACCCAAUGGCAAUAUGAAACCCUUUGUGCUUCUCUCCGGCCCCCUCCCCUCCCUGCUGCCUCCCCAGCCCGGGUCCGUGUCUGAGCUCUGCAUUCAGGCAGCUGCAACAUUCCAGCGUGUGAACCAUCACGGAUUCUUGCACCCUAGACAGCCAACCAGGGCCGCUGUCUCACUCCCGGAGUGCCGAGCCCCACCCGCAGCCCCAUUUCUGCAUGAGAAUUUGGUGUUUGGAAUGUUUUCUGACUCUGGCGGCGGGGUUCCUAGCUGCCUGAUCAUCCUCACAGUGGCUUGAAGAGGAUGGGGAGGAGAAUCUUCAUCAGAAACUGGUUCUGUGUAGUAAAAGUUCUUACGUGGGUUGUUACCCCUCCCCCUUUUCCUUUUCCCCCUCCCUUUUUCUGUCUGUGCAAGACCUGCAGCUGCUAAAAUCAGCUUUGCCUUUAAUUAAACCAUGUUCUCUCCAACCA